AUGGCUCCUAAAUCUUACCAACAUGAUGGCAAACCCAUUGAUCUUGACGAGAUCCAUGAUUACCUGAUCAGCCUGGCCUUCCGUGCUGGGGAUAUCAUCAACAGCGCUCUACCUACCGAUGAUAGUACUGGAUCGAAGAUGAAUUCUGCUGAUAUCGUCACUCGAUAUGAUAAAGCCGUUGAAACUAUGAUAUCCUCUGCCUUAAUGGAAAAAUAUCCAUCAUAUCAGUUUCAUGGAGAAGAGACCUAUGACCCAGCCCAUCCCCUAACCGAUGCACCCACGUUUGUAGUUGAUCCUAUCGAUGGUACGGUCAAUUUUGUGCAUGGAUUUCCCUGCUCCUGUAUUUCUCUUGGAUUCGCUGUUCGCCGUGUACCCAUUGUAGGUGUCGUCUUCAACCCUUUAACACGCACUCUUUAUUCUGCAAUACAAGGCCGUGGGUCAUACUUGAACCGCACCACCAAGCUUCCCUUAAAGGGCGAUGAUAUAGGGCCAUUGAAAGGCCUGGAAAAUUCACUCGUCGGUAUUGAGUGGGGUUCGGAGAGGACAGGUGCCAAUUGGGAAACAAAGGUGCGAACUUUCGAGAAACUCGGCCGAGCAAAGGAAGAUGGCGGUGCAAUGGUCCGUUCGAUGCGCAGCAUGGGUUCUGCGGCGCUGAACCUCUGUGCUGUCGCAGCUGGGACUUUAGACAUAUACUGGGAAGGGGGUUGCUGGGCCUGGGAUGUUUGUGCAGGCUGGGUAAUACUGACCGAAGCAGGUGGUGUCAUGAUAGAUGGAAACCCAGGAACGUGGGAAGCAACUCUCGAUGGAAGAAAAUACCUUGCUGUUAGAGCAUGCUCCGAUGAGAACAGCAGGCUGGAGCUCAUUAAAGAGUUUUGGGGGCAGAUUCAGGGAAGUUUUGAAUACUGA
This is a messenger RNA of Aspergillus tubingensis, 906 nucleotides long. RefSeq names its product inositol monophosphatase family protein. Bases 1 to 906 code for a protein of 301 amino acids. Gene Ontology annotation, biological process: inositol metabolic process; signal transduction; phosphatidylinositol phosphate biosynthetic process. The transcript has 3 exons. Lineage: Eukaryota; Fungi; Ascomycota; Eurotiomycetes; Eurotiales; Aspergillaceae. The record is from RefSeq and is a predicted model, not a curated record. Gene Ontology annotation, molecular function: inositol monophosphate 1-phosphatase activity.